Messenger RNA from Mangifera indica (mango), 2842 nucleotides. Its product is annotated as probable methionine--tRNA ligase. Gene Ontology annotation, cellular component: cytosol; aminoacyl-tRNA synthetase multienzyme complex. Bases 186 to 2600 code for a protein of 804 amino acids. The transcript is spliced from 17 exons. Gene Ontology annotation, biological process: methionyl-tRNA aminoacylation. Lineage: Eukaryota; Viridiplantae; Streptophyta; Magnoliopsida; Sapindales; Anacardiaceae. Gene Ontology annotation, molecular function: ATP binding; tRNA binding; methionine-tRNA ligase activity. The record is from RefSeq and is a predicted model, not a curated record.
GACAUAGUGAUUUGGCCAAUGAAAUUAGACUCAACCCUACCUUUCUCGACGCAUUUUACAUUCAGAAGCUUACAGCUGCCGCCGCUUCUGCUUUUCUGGCAAUCACUGGUGACCACUGCCGGAAUAAGCACAGUCGAAGUUUUUCCCCGUCUUGAACAAUCUAAUCUUUUUUAUAAACACACAAUAUGGGGAGCACCGGAGAGCAUCAGACGGUCCCCAAGCUUCCGGUUCCGGGGAAGCGUAACAUCCUCAUCACCAGCGCUUUGCCUUAUGUCAACAACGUUCCUCACCUGGGGAACAUCAUUGGCUGUGUGUUGAGUGCCGAUGUGUUUGCUAGGUAUUGUCGUCUUAGAGGCUACAAUGCUAUUUACAUCUGUGGGACAGACGAAUAUGGUACUGCCACUGAGACAAAGGCCAUGGAAGAGAAUUGCUCUCCUAAAGAAAUUUGUGACAAGUAUCAUGCAAUUCAUAAGGAAGUCUAUAAAUGGUUCAACAUCAGUUUUGAUAACUUUGGACGUACAUCAACUCCACAACAGACUGAAGUGUGCCAAGCAAUUUUCAAGAAACUGUUGGAGAACAAUUGGCUUGUUGAGAACACAAUGCAACAGCCUUAUUGUGAUACAUGCAAAAGGUUCUUAGCUGACAGACUAGUGGAGGGUACCUGUCCAACUGAAGGCUGUAAUUACGAUUCUGCUCGGGGAGAUCAGUGUGAAAACUGUGGAAGGCUUUUGAAUGCAACAGACUUGAAAGAUCCUAAAUGCAAAGUAUGUCGGAACACUCCACAUAUUCGUGGUACAAACCACUUGUUUCUUGAUCUUCCUGCGCUAAAGGAUAAGCUGGAAGAGUAUAUCAACAAUAUGUCAGUGGCUGGGUCUUGGAGCCAAAAUGCCAUUCAAGCAACUUAUGCAUGGCUUAAAGAGGGGCUGAAAGUAAGAUGCAUUACUAGGGAUCUUAAGUGGGGGGUUCCGGUUCCUCACGAGAGAUUUAAGGAGAAGGUUUUCUAUGUUUGGUUUGAUGCACCUAUUGGGUAUGUUUCGAUCACUGCAUGCUACACCCCUGAUUGGGAGAAGUGGUGGAAGAAUCCUGAGAAUGUAGAGUUGUUUCAAUUUAUGGGAAAGGAUAAUGUGCCGUUUCACACAGUGAUGUUUCCUUCUACACUUCUUGGGACUGCUGAAAACUGGACUUUGAUGAAGACUAUAAGUGUCACUGAGUACUUAAAUUAUGAAGCUGGCAAAUUUUCCAAGAGCAAAGGUAUAGGAGUUUUCGGUAAUGAUGCAAAGGACACAAACAUUCCUGUAGAAGUAUGGAGAUACUACUUGCUAACUAAUAGGCCUGAGAUAUCUGAUACAUUAUUUACAUGGGCUGAUCUGCAAGCAAAAUUAAACAGUGAGUUGCUAAGUAAUUUGGGCAACUUCAUCAAUCGAGUUUUGAGUUUCAUUGCUAAACCUUCAGGUCAAGGAUAUGGUUCUUUUGUUCCUGAUGCUAAUGAUGCCGAGUUACAUUUAUUGACGAAGACAUUGGCUGAAAAAGUUGGUAAACAUGUGGAUCUAUAUAUAGAAGCCAUGGAGAAGGUUAAACUAAAACAAGGGCUAAAAACUGCGAUGAGCAUUUCAAGUGAAGGCAAUGCAUAUCUGCAAGAAAGCCAAUUCUGGAAGCUUUACAAGGAAGACCAACCUUCUUGUUCUAUUGUUAUGAGAACUUCAGUGGGUCUAGUACAUCUUCUUGCAUGUUUGUUAGAACCAUUUAUGCCUUCCUUUACAGUUGAGGUAUUUAAGCAGCUUAACAUGCAACCUGAAAAGCAAGUUUCACUUUGCGAUGAAAAGGGAGAUAUUGAUAGGGCAAGAAGACCUUGGGAAAUAAUCCCUGUUGGUCAUAAAAUUGGGACGCCCAUGCCAUUAUUCAAGGAAAUGAAAGACGAAGAAGUGGAAGAAUUCAGGAAGAGGUUUGCUGGAAGUCAAGCCGAUAGGAUUAUUAGGGAGGAGGCUGAAGCUGCUAAAAUAGCUGCACAUCUGAAGAAAACAAAAGUUUCAGAUGGCAAUGAAAAGAAACAGCGGCCGACUAAAUCAGCUUCUGAAACCAAACCUAAGACUGCUGUUGAACCAGAAAAUUCCAUUUCAAGACUUGACAUCCGUGUUGGCAAAAUUACUAAAGUGAUGAAGCAUCCUGAUGCUGAUUCUUUGUACGUUGAAGAAAUUGAUGUGGGUGAAGGACAGCCUCGGACUGUAGUUAGUGGCCUUGUCAAGUAUAUACCUCUUGAAGAAAUGCAGGAGAGAAUGGUCUGUGUUCUUUGCAAUUUAAAAUCAGCAGCCAUGCGAGGGAUUAAAUCACAUGCGAUGGUUCUCUGUGCUUCCAGCAGUGAUCACACCAAGGUUGAAUUGGUUGAGCCACCAAAGUCAGCUAAGAUUGGAGAGAGAGUUACAUUCCCUGGCUAUGAGGGUGAGCCUGAUGCUGUCUUAAACCCUAAGAAAAAGGUCUGGGAGACUGUGCAAGCUGAUCUGAACACUAAUGCAGAACUGGUGGCCUGCUAUAAAGAUAUUCCAUUCACCACAUCAGCAGGUAUUUGCACUGUUUCAUCCAUUCAAAGUGGGUCAAUUAGGUAGAGAGCUUGUUUGGAUCAAACAGCAAGAAAUUUCUUGCCAUGAUUUUGACUCAUUAUGGUCAUUUAAUGUAAAAUCCCUUGUGGAUUGUGUUGACUACACGUUAUACAGACAACAAAUUAGUAAUUAUGGAUAAUUUUAUACAAUUACAGUACUAAGAAUUUGUUUGUUCUUGCUGCUGAGGCAAAAACAGUAAAGGUUCUAAAGUGAUCGAGGGAAGUUCUCUCUUGGUUGCUAUUACACAA